Schistocerca americana (American grasshopper) is the source of this 753-nucleotide messenger RNA. RefSeq names its product dynein axonemal intermediate chain 2-like. The transcript is spliced from 4 exons. NCBI's taxonomy places the organism in Eukaryota, Metazoa, Arthropoda, Insecta, Orthoptera, Acrididae. Gene Ontology annotation, molecular function: dynein light chain binding; dynein heavy chain binding. Gene Ontology annotation, biological process: cilium movement; outer dynein arm assembly. The record is from RefSeq and is a predicted model, not a curated record. Bases 1 to 753 code for a protein of 250 amino acids. Gene Ontology annotation, cellular component: outer dynein arm.
AUGUCGUCGUCUCGGGCGGUGACGUGUAUGGAGUUUAACCCAAAGGACCCGCACACGCUGAUGAGCGGCCUGGCCACUGGAGAGGUGGGCGUCUGGGACAUCAGGGACGGCGCGGCGCUGGCGCUGCACAGCACCCUGCUGUACAGCCACCGGGCGCCUGUGGCUUUGGUGCAGGUCAUACACUCCAAGACUGGAAACGAAUUCUUCUCCACUUCCUACGACGGACAGGUUAUGUGGUGGGACAUGCGCACGCUCAGUGAGCCUACAGAAAAGCUGAUCCUAGACCCCGAGAAGGGCGAACAGGACAUCAGCAGGGCCUCGGGCGCUUCCUUCCUAGAGUACGAACCUACGAUCCCGACUCAGUUCAUGGUGGGCACGCAGAUGGGCGAGGUGUGUGACGAAGCGCUGACGUGCCUCAGAGUGCACGACCAGGGCCUGCACGUUGCUGUGGGCAACUCUCUCGGGACAGUCAACCUGAUCGAAUUGUCUGAGAAUUUAGCUGACGCGCCCAAGAAAGAAAGGGGAAUUUUAGCUACCAUGCUGGAACGAGAAUGCCAUCGCGAGAAAAUAUUGGACGCCAAAGUACGUGAACAGAAGUUGAAACAGAAACUUAAAGGGAGGGAGGAUGAAUCAAGAAUGUUGGUUGGGGCUGCUGCUACGGCUGCUGAAGAAGCAAGAGUGGAAAAAUCUGAAAAGAAGUUCUUCGAAAUUAUUGACACGGUAAAUAUUUCUCUUAGCCAUUUGAGUGCGUAA